Messenger RNA from Camelina sativa (false flax), 1359 nucleotides. The record is from RefSeq and is a predicted model, not a curated record. NCBI's taxonomy places the organism in Eukaryota, Viridiplantae, Streptophyta, Magnoliopsida, Brassicales, Brassicaceae.
CUGCAUCUGCUCGUCUUCUCAAUUCGUCUCCAUCGCCAUCUUUUGUCUCCAGCGUGCUUUGAUUUAUUAGGGCAGAGAAAGAAAGAGAGUUGUGUGUGAUGGGAAAACUAAGGGAGGUAGAGAUACUAUUGAACCAGACGCAGAAGGUCAGAUUUGAGAGAGCUAUGGAGCGGCUACAAUCUCUGUCGUCGACGACAAACAAUUCUGUCAUCGUUGCCGACUCCAUCCCCUUCAACCACGAUGAAGCCUUCCUUAAGGGACACGGAACUUCCUUGGUCGACGGUGAGUUGCUGACGACGGUCUGUGGAGUGGUGAAUCACGUGGACAAGCUCGUCUAUGUACGCACCUUGCGAGCCAGGUACAAGCCUGAGGUUGGGGAUAUUGUGUUAUUGAGGUAUAGUUUUGUUGCUCAAAGACAAAGCCGUUGGAGAGUGGAUCUUAACUCUACUCAAGAUGGAUUACUGAAGCUUUCUUCCAUGAACAUGCCUGAUGCUGUUCAGAAGCGAAACACAUCUGUGGAUGAACUCAAUAUGCGGAAUAUUUUGGCAGAAGAUGAUGUAGUUUGUGCCCAAGUAGGUGAAUCUCAGCGUGAUGGCAGCCUACUAGCUAGAAGUAACAAGUAUGGGAAGCUACACAAGGGACAGCUUCUCAAGGUUGAUCCUUACUUGGUUAGGAGAAGCAACCUUCACUUUCAUUUCAUUGAAAGUCUUGGGAUCGAUUUGAUUCUCGUCCGCAAUGGCUUCAUUUGGGUCGGGGAACACACCCAAUCCAAUGAUCCUAUGGUUGUGGAUGACGAGAUCAUCUCAUCAAAGACUCGACAAAGCAUUCUCAGAAUCGGUAAUGCGAUACGGGUCUUGUCUACUCUAGGCUUCACUCUCACUCUAGCAGUGAUCAUGGAAACUUUUGACUUGAGCAACAUGGAGAAUGUCCAAAUACAUGACAUGCUUGGAUCAGAGUUCCACGUCUGGUCACAGAGAGGGAAGCUGAAAGAAGAACACGUGCAUAGUAAGAAAAACGUGAAAGCCCUCAUCUAAGAAAGCAUGCACAAAGGGAGAUGGAUUUUUUGGGAUCAAUUGCGCUUCAGGAGACAAAUUUGUAGAUGCCGGAUAAGGUGGUUGAAGGCUUGAAGCCACCAGAGAGGCUUCUGUUGAUUCUCUUCCGAAUAAUGCUACUACACAGUUCCUUGGUGAAGAAGCAACCUUAGACAUGUAUUAAUAUCUCAAGUUGAGAUUUCUAAUUUUUAGUGGAAGAGUUUCAACAGAACAAAGAAAUCUGAUUUCCCAAAAUUAAUUCAGUUCAACUUGACUCCGAUAUAUGAAACAGAAAGCAUGAUUUUUGAAUAUGCGGCUGCUAGACAGU